AUGGGGAGCCGCACCCCUCCUCAUGCCCUUCACACUGAAAUAGGAUUUGUGGAGCCACUACCAUUUCGCAAGCACGUUGUUAUGACCUUAUUUACACCUCAGAUUAAGACUAGCAGCUGGGUAGUAUUAGUUCCACCUCACAGAUGGGAAUACGGAACACAAGGAGGGUGUUUACUGGAGCUCUACAACUCCACCCCAGUUCCCACUGGCAGUAAAGAUUCUUAUCAUUCUAACCUUGAAUUGUUUUCUGGAACCAGAUUUAGUGCAUCUGUAUUUUUACGAAUCUGCGUACAGGUUUGUGCACGCGUGAGUGAAGAUGCCCACAGAACUCAGAAGUGGGCAUCAGAUCCCGCAGAAGCUGGGACUACUGGCAGUUGUGAGUUGCCCAAAUUGGGUGAUGGGAGCUGCACUCUGGCCUCUGUGUGCUGUGCCUCGCUCUGGGGGAGGGAUUGGGGGCGCAAGCUCCUGCUGCGCGCCCUGGCCUGUGCAGACUCCACACACCUGGCCACCCCACGGACUUCAUUAAGGCUGCGCCUGUGGUACCAGGGCGGGCUGAGAGGUGGAAGUCUGUGUCAUGGAGCCCACCGAGAAGCUCUGCAGGAAAACGCGGGGAGUAUACACAGAAAAGAAGAGGAUUGUUUGGGAUCCCGGGAAAAGUUCCAGGUGGUGGCUAAGGGCAACCUGUGCCCCUGUACCCCAGCCCUGUGUGAUCUUGGGUGGAUUAUUCCUCAGGCCCCCAUUUCAUCACCUGGUCAGGAUGCUGGAGGCAAGCCCAGGAUUGCUGGACUGGAGUCGGAGGGACCAUUGAAGGGUUCUGCCCCACCUCCUGAAGAUGACCAAGGCAAGCAGUCCUCAUCCUCCAGGGCUGGCAUUGGAAAGAGACCACCAUCGGAGACCUCUGGGGAAUUAAUGAGGGAUGGCAGCUGCAGAGGGUGCCACAACAAAGACCCAGCACCAGCUGCAUGUAGUCCCCAGCCCCGGGAAGACAUUUCUUCUCCCCUAGAGAAAGAGGUAAAGAAAGUGAAGCCAUCCAUCUCUGCAGUCCCCGCAGGCCUAACCCCCAGUGUCCUCAGUACAUUGGCCAAGAGGAGCCAACAGGAGAACCUGAAGGAAUCCCUAGAAGUGACCUUUCAAUUUCGGAAAAAGACUCGAACCCUGUACCGCUCAGACCAGCUGGAGGAGCUAGAACGGAUAUUCCAGGAAGACCACUAUCCAGACGGUGACAAGCGUCGAGAGAUUGCCCACAUGGUGGGGGUCACCCCUCAACGCAUCAUGGUGUGGUUUCAGAACCGUAGGGCAAAAUGGCGAAAACUAGAGAAACUGAGUGAGAAGGAGACUAAAGACGGUUCUGUAGCCCCCAGUGCUGACAGCAGUCAACGCAGGUCUGCUCCUGAGCUCCUAGCUACUAUGCCAACAGAUCUAGAACCUGGCCCCAUUCCUCCAGAGCACAUUUUGGAUGCCUUGCCAGAGCCCCCCAUGCUGCUGGCUUCUGACCAGACUCAGACCCCCUCUCAGCGCAAUGAGGGUGCUCAGAGGAUGGCAGUGACCCCACCACUCUUCAGCCCCCCACCUCUUCGAAGGACCAACCUUCCUCCUUCCCUUAGUCCUGUCCACGUUCCUCAAGUGAUGCCUCCACUGAGGGACAUUCCUGGAAGUAACAGCAUACAAAAGGACAGGCCCUGUGGGUCCUGGGGUACCAGCAUCACCUCCCCACCCACCUGCUCAAAUUUGGAAGACCUGGGGCCUCAGGAUUAUCAAGCAAGCAGCCAGCUGGGUUCAUUCCAGUUCUCGCAGGCUCCGCAGACCCCUCUCUUCCCACCCUUUCAGCCCCACUUUCCUUAUCUGCCCCCCUUCCCUCUGCCCAUUCCAAGCUUUCUACCACCGGAAGACUCUCUUUUCUCACUUCCAUUUGGCCUCAGUGGGGACACAUCGCAGGAUUAUUGCCCAGGGCCGCCACCAGGUCAGAUCUUGCUACAGCCACCUACUGGAAAUAUGGGUCCAGGGCCCUGGAGUGGCCAUUGUUUGCCAGAACCUCCCUUCCCUGGUCCACUCUGCCCACAGACUCUGGGACCCCCUAUGGGGGCAGAGGGCUACUUUCCAGACCUGCUUCCAGCUCCGUGUGCUCAGCCUAUAAGCAAACACCUUCCAUUAGAACUCAAUGGGCUUGCUGAAGGCACUAGACCAGAGACAGGGUCCUCACUGAACAAAACGCCAGAACAGCAGACAGCCUCUUCCCUUGAGCAGCCCACACGAGAGGAAGUGAGGGACAAGAUUAAGAAUAGCCAUGGCCCUGGGACUAAAGAGUGAAGAGAAGGUCCUUGUCGGGGGACUGUGGAGAAGAACAGGAUUGAGGCACUCGUGCAAAGAGCAGGACUUAACGUUCAGAAAGGCUAUGGACUGGCCUAGUAUGGGAGCCCAAGGUCUUCCUACUCUAGGUUUUAUGAAGGAAGAGAGCUGGCAUCAUUUUUUUUUUCCUUUAACCCUUAGAAGUUCUGAAGAGAAUUGGGCCAUGCUACUUGUAAAUGUUACAUCACUUUCUGUGACUUUAGUUCCUUCCUAGACGUUGAGGUGGUGUCCAGUGUAUGCAAUAAAACAGUAACUAUUGGGUGUUUUUCUGUGAAUGAAGAGCUGUGCUUCUAACUACUUCUGUGUUGGGAACAGUGAGCCCCCAGAUCCUGUUUCUUGUAAACAACUUGUUUUCCCCUGAUCUGAGUGCCUACAGCUGCUCUGAGCAAGAGACCUUCAGGAGUUCCUGAUGACAGGAGAGUGGUUUCUGGUGGGUUUGGCUGGGGCGUGGCUAUCUCUAUAUAGUCUGCCCUGAACACAAUAAAGGGGGCAUUCAUGGG
Molecule: messenger RNA, 2846 nt
Organism: Alexandromys fortis (reed vole)
Lineage: Eukaryota; Metazoa; Chordata; Mammalia; Rodentia; Cricetidae
Gene: Nobox
Product: NOBOX oogenesis homeobox
Exons: 13
Coding region: 1-2307 (768 amino acids)
Biological process (GO): regulation of transcription by RNA polymerase II
Molecular function (GO): DNA-binding transcription factor activity, RNA polymerase II-specific; RNA polymerase II cis-regulatory region sequence-specific DNA binding
Source: RefSeq, a predicted model, not a curated record